AUGACGAUGAUCGUUUCCCCUCUUCAUGUAACGGAACUCGACAUUAAUGGCAUUAAUACAGACGUCCAGUACGAGCCCUUCAAUGUGUCGUUCCGUCGGCGAGAUCCAAGGAAGUGUUCAUCGGUUGUGGAGGGUAGGCUGCUGAGAUACUGGGAGGCUAGGAACGUUAAGAGGGGUGGAGAGCUUAUGUGGGUGGAUAUGCUUUUGGUCGAUGUUAAUGCCACCAUGAUGCAGGCCACAAUCAGCGCUCACCGUCUACCACAGUACCAAGAGAGACUUACUGCCGGUGCAAUGUAUUCCAUAGCUGAUUUUGAUGUCGCUAGAUGUGCUCAGAACUUCAGACUUUCUGAUUCGUCAUUGAUGAUCCGUUUCAAUGAGUCUACGUCUUUUGACGAGAUAGAUGAUCCGGUCUCUGCCUUGCCUGAGGAAGCAUUCCGGUCCCAUGACCAGUCGGAGCUGCUUGGUUUGGCCAAUACAAACACUCAGUUACCAGACAUCAUAGGAGAGAUCCUUAGCGUCAAGAGUACUGUUACUGACCCUCCGGAGGAGAAGAAUCGUGUCAUGGUGACCUUAAAAAUGGACAGUAAUGACACUGUCACUCUAAGCUUAUUUUAUUCUCAAGCUGUUGCUUUCCACAAACAACUUGAGGCCAUGCGUGUUGAUCCGAAGGUCAUUGUUGCUACUAGCAUUAACCCAAAGAUGGUUGGAGGGACACUGGGCUUGCAUCAGCCGCGUAUGCGCAGGUUAGUUGCCAGGGACACUGGGCUCGCAUCAGCCGCCCCGCUGCUACGGUCGUAUGCGAAGGCUGAGAAGAUGACAAUCGCUGAGCUCAACAGCUUCAUCGUCUCCGCUGGAAGUCAGGAAAUCGAUUUCCUAUGUACUGGGAGGGUUGUUCGAGUUGACACAGAUAAGGGGUGGUGUUAUGUGGCUUGCUCCAAAUGCAGUAAAAAAUUGCAGCGCACCGUCUCCGCAUUUACGUGUGGGCGAUGCAAUAAUUCACAUGCAGUUGGAGCACUUCGCUACCGUGCGGAGAUGGCUAUAGCUGAUGAUACUGCCGAAGGAACGUUUGUUUGGUUUGAUGGGGUGAUGAUGAAACUUCAUAGUCUCCGAGCAAGCGAGGCUGUUCAGAUGCUGGCAGAAGAUGGAGUGAAUCCUAAAGACUGUAGGAUACCUCCGUUCAUUGCAGACAUGGAAGGAAAGUCGUACACUUUCCAGGUGAGGGUAACAGCGUUUAACUUCACCGAGCAUCACAAGAGGUUCACCAUAACGCAUAUUGCUGAGGAGCUUGGUCGUGCAGUCGACGACAAUGGAGGUGGUGAUGAUUACGACAAUGACGUGCCCCCUGACAAUGGAUCAGGUUGA
Molecule: messenger RNA, 1362 nt
Organism: Brassica oleracea var. oleracea
Lineage: Eukaryota; Viridiplantae; Streptophyta; Magnoliopsida; Brassicales; Brassicaceae
Exons: 10
Coding region: 1-1362 (453 amino acids)
Biological process (GO): DNA repair; DNA replication; DNA recombination
Cellular component (GO): nucleus
Molecular function (GO): DNA binding
Source: RefSeq, a predicted model, not a curated record